AUGGUAACGCGUAGCGAUAAAACGGUGGGCGUUUCCACCGGCGACCGCUUCUCGGUGAAAACCGUGGAGGGUGAAAAACUGACGCUUGAGGACAAAAAAGAGCGCACGGGCAACAUGGAUCACCAGUCGCAUGUCUCCUCCGCCGGCAAGGUCAUAGAUGGGAGUGUGCCUGCGGAAUAUGGAACCCUGAGAGGACCUCGAGGCAUUGCAAGGCUGUACGUGCGCAAGGAUUUCGAUAAUCUCUACUCGGCCAUAGAAGCUGCAGUGUCUAUGGAUUGGUUAGGACGCCUCCACGGGAAUCCUGGCGUUGGAAAGUCGGCAUUCCUCUGGUACUUCCUCAUCCGGUUCGGAAUUGAGAUGACCAUUGAGAACACCAGCUUUGUCGUCGUCUACCAGUCCGCGGAAUUUAUCUGGGAAUUCACGUCCGAAGGCCAGGUAUCCAUCCAUGAGAAGACGGAGUACCCCUUGAGUCGAUUGCAGCGAUGUGUGGUUCACCUCAUCGACCAGAAAAUUGAGAGUGGAGACCCUCUGGGCAAAAGGAUAUUGGUAGCAGCAUCCCCGGGUCGUAGAAACAUCAAGAGCGCGAAGCCAAUAGGGGUCAAAAGCAAGUUCUUCGUUCACCCCUGGGAUAAGGACGAGUUUGAGGCGUUGCUAGGCCUGUGGGAGCUUGAGAGCAAGGAAAUGCGGGAAGAAGCUGAUAGACUGCUGAAGACGAGCGAGCCGAGUGACCGCCGGUGGAAGACGUAUUCGGAAGAGUGGUCUCCACGGGUGGCUCUUCUGGAUGAGGCAGAUCGGUUGGAUGCACGCAUCAAAGCAGCUGACUUGUACUACGACUGGUACGGUGGGAUUCCUCGUCUACUUCGUGACGCAGCGGUUGGCGAUCUGGAUGACCAAGCCUGUGAGAGGAAUGUUCAGACCAGUCUCUGCAAUACGGACUUGCCAAAAGUCUAUCGGGCUAUCCUUUCCGGGGCGACGUCUGACGACAUAUCGUGGUUGCUGCUUCACUUCAAGCGGCCUCUUGUCAAGGGUGCCAGAUACUUGCUGGAUUUUGCAUCCUCCAAGAUUAAGUAUCUCUUCACAGAAACGCUCGUCAGAACGAAACAGGAAGACUUUAGGACACUUGUACAGUCCACUGAUCCCGAGCUUGGUGCUCUACGGGGAUAUGUCUUUGAGCAGGAAGUUGUCCGGCUAGUGCUAGACAGCAAUUUCGCUGCCGUCACCUUGAUUGAUAACAAGCACUGUAGUCGGUGCCAAGCGCGCGUCGUGGAAGAAGGAGCAAAUCGUCGGUUGAUUGUUUGUAGACAAUGCCGAAAAUGGUACCAUCAGGAGUGUGCUCGUUGUCCACUACCUGUUCCUAAAUUGUGGAACUGUCAAUCUUGCGAAGGAGAGACAAUCCAUGAAGGCACAGGCACUGGCGGUCUGAGGCUAAGGUAUUACAACGGUGACUUGAAAACUGCGCUCCUGGCUGCAGGUCGCAAUGCUAAAGACUUUGUGUGGAGGCCAAUAAAUAAAAGCAACGCUGCUUUCGAUUUUGCAAUCCCCCCUCGGGUUCUUGGCCAAGCCACAGUUGCCAGCGAGCACCCGGUGCCACGGGAGGCCGUGGAGGAAGGUGUGGCUGCUCUGGACGCAUGGAACAACGAGUACAACAAGGACCUCAUGGAUCCCCGGCAGCGGGAGUAUAUCUUGGCGUUCUACUUAGCUCGAGGCAACUUCGAACGUUUCGGGUACCAGAGCUACCGGGACAAGCAUCGGCAUGUUUGCAACAAAGCCGUAAAAGGAAUUAUCCAAGUCAAGAUUUUGAUCGAAACCUACGAGUUGCUUCAGUUAGCACAUCCAGUUGCGGGCUCCGUGGAUAAAUUGAUCGACCUUGAGUACCAGGAGCAGUAUGACCUCCAUAAAAUGACGGUUCGGGAACUCAAGGAUUUGGCGAAGUCUUGGGGUCUUAAAGGCUAUUCCUCCCUCAAGAAGGAUGCAUUGAUCGAGGCAUUAAAUGCUUGGGAGGAGCCACAAGUGCUUGAAAGCCGAGAGUACGAGAGCAAGUCGUACCAAGAAAUGUAUGGAGAUAGAGUUGUCGUUUGAUGAAACCUGAAUCUUAAGAAUGUUUGGCUUAUCCUUUCAGCCAUUGUC
Messenger RNA from Selaginella moellendorffii, 2127 nucleotides. RefSeq lists its product as uncharacterized. Lineage: Eukaryota; Viridiplantae; Streptophyta; Lycopodiopsida; Selaginellales; Selaginellaceae. Gene Ontology annotation, biological process: DNA-templated transcription termination. Bases 1 to 2079 code for a protein of 692 amino acids. The transcript is spliced from 6 exons. The record is from RefSeq and is a predicted model, not a curated record.